This is a messenger RNA of Punica granatum (pomegranate), 1727 nucleotides long. Lineage: Eukaryota; Viridiplantae; Streptophyta; Magnoliopsida; Myrtales; Lythraceae. The record is from RefSeq and is a predicted model, not a curated record.
UGGUGAAACCGAAGAGAGGGGGGGCAGAGCAUAAGACAUCCUUAAAUUCCGCAAAAAGUUCCCUCACUCUUAACUCAGAGAGAGCGGGGAAAAAAAAACGCAGCUUUUGAGGUUCAUUCAAUCCACUCUGUUUCUUCACAUUAGUUUCCGCAGAAUCGCUGGCGCAAAUGCCGCAAUCGGGCUCAAUUCUGAGACUGAGGAUGGAGAUCGAGAACGGAUCUCGGUUGUGGAUAUGAGACGGGCAAUUCGGGUUCGCGUCUCAGAUUGAUCUCGAGCCCAGACUGGCGUUCCCCGGCGGCUAAUUCAGCUUCUCGAGCCCGGAAUUCGGUACCUCGCGAUUCUUGCCUUGAUUCCCCGUUAUUUUCCUGCUGAAUUCGGGGCGAGAAAUCGUAGAUUUUCCCGUUGAUGGUUUACUUGCAAACCUGGUGUAAUGGAAGAAGGCAGCGUUUCAACAGUUCAGAGGUGGGAAGACCUCAAUGUGGAUAUUCUGGUGAAGAUAUUUCAGUUGUUCGACAUCUUCGAACUAACUUCAGGGAUAGCCCAUGUUUGCAGCUCGUGGCGGUCCGCUGCUUGCGACCCUAUCCUGUGGAAUACUCUCGACUUAUCCACUGUCGAGUCCAACUUCAUCAAGAUUCCUCAGGAGCCAUAUGUCUACGUACAUGCACGGUCCCAUAAGACCCUGACUCGGCUCCUGAAGAUCUCGCUCAGUCUUAGCACAGGAUGCAUCACUAACUUGAUCUUUCAUUACAACCUGUAUUUUAAUGAUGAGCAGCUCAACUACACAGCUCAGAGGAGCCCACGAGUGAGGCGGCUUGUAAUGCCUGCUUGGAACCGAAUCAAAAUAGCUGCGAUCUGCAGGGCAAUCAGGAGGUGGCCUGAGCUCGUGUCCAUGACCAUGCCCAGCAUAACUGAGCCCUCCUACGUGAUGGAAGAGAUCUCGCUGAGCUGUCAGAACUUCAGUCAGCUCAAGAUCAUGGGCCCAUUUGGCAUGAUCUUUGCCUCCUCCCUGACCACAUACCUCCCAGGCCUCAAGGUGCUCAGCCUCCAGUUCUCACUCGUGUACAAGGACGCCUUAGUCCACAUCCUGGACGAUCUCCCCCAGCUCGAGGUCCUCAACAUUAGCCAUUGUGUCCUCCUUGAGAUCAACCCGCCUCCAUUCCCGAGGAGGAUUAUCAAGCACACCCACCCUGUCAUCCUCAGCAAGGCUUCCCGCCUCCGAGAAUUCUACUACUGCACCAAUGAAUUCUGCAUCAUGUGUCAGCGGGCGAGGAACGACGAGGGGCUGAUGAGGUGGUACAAGUACGAGGAGGGGCUGUGGAAGUCCGAUGCUGUGAAGUGCCUUGCGCUCUGAGUUAGCAGGCCAGGGUGGGCUUAUCCCAGGCUGGGCUGCGCCUUUCGUUGGAUAGGAACCAAAAUAAACUACAGGAUCAUAGAGAGGAUUGUUGGGUGGAUGUAAAUGUAGUUCUGUUUUUGGGUCUCGAAGAGAGUCUCAAGCUAGGCAGCAAAGUUCCUCCGAUGUGUAAGCAUCUGGGGUUCCGGAUUCGGAGAGGUUUUAGGUUUCAGAAAAGGCUUCGAAUUCAAUAGCAUGCGAACUGUUGGUGUAUUUAUAGUACAUACAUCUUCCUAUGCACUUGGCUUCCUCAUUUGAGCGGAAAAUCUUAUCCCGAGAAAGUGUUCCGCUGUAAAAAUUUUCCGGCCAUAAAUGGAAAGCACUUUCCCUUCUCACA